Messenger RNA from Lemur catta (Ring-tailed lemur), 1100 nucleotides. It is a transcript of the gene CFAP107, whose product is annotated as cilia and flagella associated protein 107. NCBI's taxonomy places the organism in Eukaryota, Metazoa, Chordata, Mammalia, Primates, Lemuridae. The record is from RefSeq and is a predicted model, not a curated record. The coding region runs from base 142 to 732 and encodes 196 amino acids. The transcript has 4 exons.
AGGGUGUCAGCUACUCCCCACUCAGGAGAGCAGCGGGGAAGAAAAAAGGGCACCCAAACUCAGCAGCUUCCUAACACCUCCCCCUGCCCCUGAAACCUUAAACUGUGUGGAGUCAAAGAAACGUGGGGGCAAAUCCUUAGCAUGCUUUCGACUGCAAUAAAUCCCCAGUCAUUCUCUACUCCAAGCUGGCAGAUCGAGACCAAGUAUUCAACCAAAGUGCUCACUGGAAACUGGGUGGAAGAGAGGAGGAAGUUCACCAAAGCCACUGAGAAGACACCGCAGUCCCUUCACAGAAAAGAGUACGUCCCCUUCCCAGGCCACAGACCGGACCAGAUCUCCCGGUGGUAUAGCAAGAAGAGAAUCGAGGGGCUUCCAUACAAACACCUGAUCACCCACCACCAGGAGCCCUCGCACCGCCAUCUCAUCAGCACCUACGACGACCACUACAACCGGCACAAUUACAACCCGGGCCUGCCUCCCCUUCGCUCCUGGAAUAGGCACAAGUUGCUGUGGCUACCAGAGAAGUCCGACUUCCCCCUUCUUGCGCCCCCUACAAAUUACGGACUCCACGAGCACCUGAAGCAGAGGUGGCUGGCAUCCAAGGUUGGCCCGGGGGAGAGGGAGAGCAUUUAUACUUCGUCCUACCCCAGACCACCGUUGUGGGCCAUGUCCCAGCGGCAGCACGCGAUCCCGGUCCCUCCCCCUCGCCUGCACCCUGCCCCGAGAUCCUAAGAGCUGCCACCUGAUCGGCAGAACCAGCUGGAGACCCACAGCGUCACCGGACUUGCCAGACACAGAGGGCCGCAGAUAGACUCAGAGUACGGGAUCCGGCCCAUCAGACGCCCCCUAGAAUCAUGGUCUGUGUCGUGCAGAACCCUCCCCCUCCAAACCCGCAGGCUCCUUUCUUUUCCGUCCCACCAUUAAAGCUUUUUGAUGCUACUGCGGCCCUGGACGUGCAGAAGACAGAUCUGACCGUUGGAGAAAACCAGAGGGACCCUUAAGUUCAACCCCCUCGUUUCACAGGAGGGGAAACUGAGGCCCAGACGGGUAACGUGACUCCCUCAAGUUAUCGCAACUUGGUAAGCACCUCAGUGAGUGUC